Pichia kudriavzevii is the source of this 1686-nucleotide messenger RNA. RefSeq lists its product as uncharacterized. Lineage: Eukaryota; Fungi; Ascomycota; Pichiomycetes; Pichiales; Pichiaceae. The record is from RefSeq and is a predicted model, not a curated record. Gene Ontology annotation, cellular component: cortical endoplasmic reticulum; endoplasmic reticulum membrane; perinuclear endoplasmic reticulum. Bases 1 to 1686 code for a protein of 561 amino acids. Gene Ontology annotation, biological process: endoplasmic reticulum inheritance; septin ring assembly. The transcript has a single exon.
AUGAGCAAUCGAUCGUCGCCUUCAUCAGAGAUUCAACCUGCUGUGGCUACAGUCGAACGUACACCUUCCGCGGGAAGCAUCAGGUCUACAUCUUCCACAAAUCAUACACGCAAAGUGAAGGUCAAUGAAACUUUAAUUCAACUAUUAAGGGUACUAUUUUCCACAAUUUAUCUUAUAUAUAUUGUCCUUACUAUCCCUCUCAGUUUUGAGGUUGGCGGGGUCAAUUGUGGAUUGAGUUAUUCUUUGACCAUUUUGAUUUUAUAUUUUUGUCUUGCUACAUUGAGGGUUUUAAAGUAUCACCGUUUCAUAUCGAGUUUCUUAUAUUACUUACAGCAUUUGUUAUUGCCUACAUUGUUAUCCUUUUUUUUAACUGUUUUCAAUGACGACCCAACUGUAAAUUACAAUCAAUCUAUAUUCCAUGAAGUAUGGUGGAUAUACGUUAUCAACUUCUGGAAAUUCUUUUUGAUCAAUUCAACUCCUUUGUUUACCAUUCUGGAAGGUUUCUGUUCUCUUCUCUCUAUUCAAGCGAUUGGUCAACUUUUUAAAUAUUUUAUUAAGAACAAGUCAGAUACAUGGUCAAUUAUAAAUCUCAUUUUGAGCUCGUGCAUUUUAUCCACUAGUAUUUAUUUCGCAGGUAAAAUAUAUGUUUCACCGUUGCUUGAUUUGGAACAUGUGGGCUUGAUAAGCGCAUCACUUCUUGGGUGUGUAUUCACAUUGACAAUUUUAAUUACAUUUUAUGCGAUAUAUUUUAACAGAGCAACUACAUUGGAAAGUUCUUUAAUGGUUGGGUAUAUUGUCAAAUGCUGUUAUGAGUUAUUCCCAGAUUUAUCUGAAACAAACAUAAACUCUCUGUUUAAGUUUGUUUUUAAUGAGUUUGAAAAAAUUGAUAAACAAGCAAAACAAUCUUUUACUAUAAAUGGUACUGAUUUCUUUGGUCAUUUUAAGUGGAUGAAAGUAGUCGAUUUCUUUUCCAGAGUUUGGAAACAUGAAGAUAUAGCUAAUCAUCCAUUAACUACAAAGAUUAACGCCAAACUACCAUAUUUUUCAGAGAAAAUUCUAAAUUUUCUAAAAAUUGUUAAAAAGAACGGAAACUUACUGAUAAAACUCAUUCUGGAACACUUUCCAAGAUCUUUUGAACCAUUGUGGGAUUUUGUCAAAAUUUCAAUAAACAAUUUGACAUUUUCCAUUUUAAUGCAGUUAGCUUAUCGAAUCGGAGUUUUCUUUGCGGCAACAAAAAUCAUACCCAUUUUGUCUCCGGUGAAUAAAGUGCCCAACACUUCAUCACAACCUUCGACUUCAAGUAGACUCAUCUACCUAUAUUCUCCAUGUAUUAUUAUUGCAGUAUACACAAAUUUAAUGAUCCAAUACAACUAUGAAAUUGAUAAAGAAACACAUUUUUUUUCAUGGUUUCAUUAUAAGGUGAUGGAACUGUUACAUUCCUCAUCCACUAUUACCUCAGCGUCACAUGCAAUCACAAAAACUGCUACAAUAACCACUACUGGGACCACUACGGGGAAUAUAGUUUCGUCAGGUAUCAAUUCAUCUGUAUCCCAAAAUCUUUUCAGUUCAAUACAUUCAUGGCAGUUUUGGAAUUGGGUCAACAUUUUUGCUGUAUUGUUGCUGUACUUUUCAGAAUUAGUCAGCUAUGAUCCCGAAGACAGUGCAUUGACAGAUCACUGGAACUAA